AGCUAUCUAUAUCCACUUGGCAAAGAUUUUCAUAUUCGAAGGCACUAAAAAGAUAGUACGAUGUCUUUGUCGCUAUUUGAAGAUUUUAGCAAGUAUAUUUGAUUUGGCUUUACCGAACACAAAUUAAACUAUGAGCUCUCGGCAGUCGGCUCUGCGUACAUUAAUUUAAAUAUUAUUUCAUUUAUCUCUCACGAUUUCUUAUCUAAUUGACAAAGUAUCAAAUUUGUCUGAAUAUGGGCCACUGAACUUAGUAUCUGUUACUGUAAGAGAAUGGCAAGAUUGUUUUCCUGACGAAAGGAAGGGCUUGAGGCGCGUUGAACUUUCGGAAACUGAAACAUACCAAGAAUAGAUGGUUUAAAAAACAUCAGUUUUUGACAAGUUUAAUUGGGGUAGGUCUAUUAAGUAGGUGAGAAAAGAGUAAACUAACAUGAUGCAAAUUACACUCAAUUAUCGCAACACACUCCUUUUGUCGAAGGCUGCCGUGAUCGAAUUGGUUUUGGAUUGUAGUAGGCUAGUGAGCUAUGUUUCAUGAUAUUUCUUGCUCAAAACGGCUCACUGAUAUCUCGGCUAAAAAUUUCUGUUAAUAUAUUAUGACUCUGGUGUAGGUACAAACUUGGCGAUAAAAGUGAAAUCGAAGGCAAGAAAUUUUAUUUACAUUUCCGAAAUUAUUAUUCCGGCAGCGUGUGCAGCUGUCAGAACUGAACGUUUUUGCGUAGUUUCACUUCGUUGCAAGGGGUAUUUCAAUAAAAAAUACAGAAGAAAAAUUGAUUUUAAAAUAAGCCCUUGCUCGAUAAAAAUAGACUUCAAUUUAUUCACCAAAUUAUUUAAGUUGGAUGGUCUAAACUGGCGAUGAAGUGUUUCAAUUCUAUUUUCAAUUUGCUUUUCUUGGGGAGGACACUGGACAAUUGGCAGAUGAUCAGAAAUACAUUCCACCAAAACAUCACUGUUCCUUUUUUAUUGUAAACAUUUGUCCAUAUAGGAUCUGUAUAAAUAGCAAGCUUGAGGUUAUUCUGGUAGGACCAUUCAUCAGAGAAUAAUAGGCCAUGAUGUGCAUAAUCUCAACAAAUAAGCUGGUAAAUAUAUUAGACUCAUCAAGAAGAUUAUAGUUGAUGUUUAAAUCUCGAUUUUCAAAAUUUUCUAAGGACUUUUGCAUGAUACCUCGAGUCCCCUCAAUUGAAGACAGCAUCUAUAAUUCCACGAAUAAUGGACAAAAUUUUAUAUCGACUUCAGACGGGACAUUGCCGUUUAAAUGGGCACCUCCAUAAAAUAGGAUGCCAUAAUAAUGGACUUUGCGAUUUCUGUAAUGUUCCAGAGACAGUAGAACAUUUUCUAAUGAACUGUCGUGCAUAUAGAAAUGAAAGACGCAUACUAAAGAUGAAAUGCCGCGAUUAUGUCAUUGAUUUUCAACUCAAAGCUAUCUUACGCGACCCUAGCAUUUUCCCUGCUCUUGUUGAUUUUGUGAAAUCUACCAAGAGAGUACUAUAGGCAUAUACAAAAUUUAGAUUUAAAUUGUCUGGCGCAAAAGACUUAAAUUGUUUGAAGCGCCCUAUAUUUCCAUACAACACACACAUGACACCUCGAGUGUCAAUAGAAAAAACCGACGUAAGUGCGCAAGGAUAAGCUCGCUUCUUGAACUAAGUUUGUCGAGAUAGCCGAUAUCCAAGUGACGCUCAUUCAUGAACCACUCUCGACAAAGAAGUGCAGCGUCUGCGACAUUGCACACAGCUUGAACAAUAGUGUGCCGAUUAAAUUAGGUGAUAUUGCCGUGUUGCUGCAGUGGUUUCGGACCGGGCUCUACUACAAUGGGAUCUAAUUUUGAAAGUGUUUUGGAAAAAGUCGGUGGUUGGGGAAGAUAUCAAAAAAUAGCCGUGCCUCUAAUAUGUUUGAUGUUUGUUCCCCUCGGAUUUUUCGUUUUCACACCGGUUUUCACCUACCAAACCCCUCCGCACAGAUGCUUCAUAAAUGGAGUAGACACGGUGGCAGGAAAUGCUACCGUCGAAAUCAAUCACACAGUGCUGGAGUCUUACAUACCAUAUAACCUAUCCGAAAAUGGAAAAUCGGAGUUUGCCCGCUGUUCGAGGUUUGUAAUCACCGAAUCAACAUCAUAUUGGAAUGUUAACACAACGACUACACCUGUGUAUCAACAGACCAACACUACCAGAUCAAUGGAAAAAUGUCUCGAUGGUUGGAUUUACAUGGACCCAGAAGGUAGAACCAGUGCUACCACCGAGUACAAUCUGGUGUGCGAUGAUGCUUGGAAGAAACCAUUACUUACAUCGGGUUUGAUGAUCGGAUUGUUCCUUGGAAGCAUCAUAUCAGGACCUAUAACUGAUAGGUUUGGAAGAAGAACUACGUGUCUCGUUAACAUGGUAUUAAACACAGUCUCGGUGAUUGGAUUCAGCUUCAUUUCAUCUUACGAAGCUUUAUUGGUUAUGAUAAUUGCUAUUGGGACAAGUCAUAUAAUUUGGUAUUCUUGUACGUUCGUGUUAGCGCAAGAACUCGUUGACAGAAAACACCGAGCCCUUGUCGCCUGUAUGAUUAACGUUAUAUAUGCUAUUGGAUACAUGCUUCUGCCAGCAGUUGCAUACAUUUUCAAAGAUUGGCGUUGGAUUAUAAGAUCCCUUGGUCUUGGCAGUGCUUUUUUUCUUCCGUACAUUUUCCUCCUUCCAGAAUCGCCGAGGUGGCUUGCUUCACAAGGACGGAUUGAUGAAGCAAUUAAAGUAUUAAAACGAAUUGCAGUAAUAAACGGAGUAGAUCAAACGGUAUUGCAAGACCUAAACACAAACAACGUGGAAUUGGGAGAAAAUCUUCUUGAAAAAACAAAAGACAAAAACAAUGCAAACAAACAGCGUGAGAGGAGAAGAAGUUCUGUGCAAAUUUUAGCAAAGAAUUCCGUGAUGAGAAGACGAUCAAUAAUGAUAUGUUGGGUUUGGAACGUAACUUUUCUCUGCUAUUAUGCACUUGGUCUCAACACUUCGAAUUUGGGCGGAAGCAACUAUCUAAAUUGCUUUGCCGCAGCGGCUUUGGAAAUUCCAUGCCAUUUUCUCGUAGUUGUUGCAAUUCAAAAAGCUGGACGAAGAUCAAGUCUUACUACCUUUCUAGGACUCGCAGGAAUAUUUGUUGCGCUUUCGCCUGCAUUUCAAAAUUUUGAAGGAGUUUCUAUAACGUUUGCCAUGUUGGGUAAAUUUUUUGCCUCGUCAGCAAUGGGAAUUCUGUAUUUAUACACAUCUGAACUGUAUCCUACUCUUCUUCGAAACACUGGCAUCGGAAUCGCAUCAAUGACGUCACGAUUUGGCAGUAUCUGUGCUCCAUUCCUUGUAUUUGCAGGGGAAAAUGGUGGAAGGAAUAUACCUUUUUAUGUUAUGGCGGCUUUGGGAAUAUCAACUGCUGGACUCUGUUUAUUGUUACCAGAAACAAAACAAUCUCCUCUACCCGACACCAUGAAGGAUGCAAUUGAUUUGGAGAAAUUUAGAUUAUUUUUGUCCUCACGAAAAAAGAACCGCAAUGAGAGUCAAGCUGCUUUAACCAACGGUGACGAAUAUGAUGACGUCAUUCAUGAAUUUGAAGAUGAACAAAGCAAAGCCACUGUAGAGAUAAAUGUUUGAAAUUACCAAAUAUCAAUCCUAUUUUAAUGUAUCUCCACAUUCCGCUCCUAGACAAGCAGCUGUCGAUAUCCACUUGGCAAAGAUCGGUUUCUGAAUUAUUCCUUCUGAGAUUUUCAUAUUUGAAGGCACUGAGAAGUUAGUGUUAUGUCCUUGUCGCGCUAUUUGAAGCUUUUAGCAAGUAUAUUUGCUUUGACUUUAGCGAACACAAAUGAAACUAUAACCUCACGUCACUAGGUACUUAUUCAUUUGUGGGCAAUAUUUUUGCAUUUUGGGAUUAAAAUAAUAUUUCAAUUAGCUUUGCUACUAUUUCUUAUUCAAUUGAAAAAGUAUUACACUCGUCCAAAUAUGGGCCACUG
Styela clava is the source of this 3961-nucleotide messenger RNA. RefSeq names its product solute carrier family 22 member 21-like. Gene Ontology annotation, molecular function: transmembrane transporter activity. NCBI's taxonomy places the organism in Eukaryota, Metazoa, Chordata, Ascidiacea, Stolidobranchia, Styelidae. Gene Ontology annotation, biological process: transmembrane transport. The record is from RefSeq and is a predicted model, not a curated record. Gene Ontology annotation, cellular component: membrane.